AUGCCUUCGAGCCUGGCGGAUCUCCAGACGGAGCAAAAGAACUCUAAGACAUGGGACAUUGACAUUGUAUCAACUACUCGUCUCUGCGAGGUGAUCAAUGAAGAGGACGCAACAGUCUCCAGGGCUGUUCAGAAAUGCCUGCCGCAGAUCGCAGCCACGAUCGACAUGAUUGUUCCCCGGCUAUUGGUAGGCGGACGCGUCAUCUACACUGGCGCUGGAACGAGUGGACGGUUAGGAGUCUUGGACGCCUCUGAGAUCCCCCCGACUUUCUCAGCACCGCUGAAUCAAUUCAUUGGGUUGAUUGCAGGCGGCGAUCAUGCAAUUCGAAACGCGGUUGAAGGUGCUGAAGAUUCCGAACCAGAUGGUGCGGCUGAUCUCAUCCAGUUGACACCGACGCUGAGUAAGGACGACGUUGUCGUUGGGAUUGCCUCGUCUGGGAGGACUCCGUACGUGCUUGGAGGGUUGAAAUAUGCCCGCUCCGUUGGCGCUGCCACGGUUGGACUGGCAUGCGUACAGCCAAGUUCGUUGAAAGGGCUUUGUGAUGUCCUGAUUGAGUGCGUCACAGGGCCCGAAGUUGUAACAGGAAGUACUCGGCUCAAGGCUGGAACGGCCACAAAAAUGAUACUCAACAUGAUCUCAACCGGAUCACAAAUCAAAAUUGGGAAAACUUUCGGCAAUUUGAUGGUGGACUUGAAAAUGUCGAACGAGAAGCUACGUGACAGGGCAAGACGCGUUGUUCGGACGGUGGUGCCAUCUACGGCAGCGCUUGAUAUCAACAAAGAGGAUGUUCUAGACCAAGUCUUAGCCAACUGCGAUGGCCAUGUCAAGCUCAGCAUCCUAGUAGCUACUUUAGGCUGUUCGCCGGAAGAGGGUAGGUUAAAGUUAGAGGCUUACCACGGAUCAUUGAGACAUGCACUGGAAAUGAAAUAA
Molecule: messenger RNA, 930 nt
Organism: Clonostachys rhizophaga
Lineage: Eukaryota; Fungi; Ascomycota; Sordariomycetes; Hypocreales; Bionectriaceae
Source: the annotation of a GenBank genome assembly